Messenger RNA from Drosophila willistoni, 877 nucleotides. RefSeq names its product antigen 5 like allergen Cul n 1. Bases 14 to 832 code for a protein of 272 amino acids. The transcript is spliced from 3 exons. The record is from RefSeq and is a predicted model, not a curated record. Lineage: Eukaryota; Metazoa; Arthropoda; Insecta; Diptera; Drosophilidae.
GCCUAGGCCGUUAAUGUCCCUAUUAAGUAGCAAAAUGUUUUUGCAAUUACUUCUAUUGAUUAGUUGUUCCUUGACUAGUCUAUGGGGAUUUUCGUUUCCAGCCGCUGCCUACUGUAAUCUACCAUAUUGUCAGAUGAACAAUUUGGUCUGCCAGAAUCCCGGCACUUUAAGCCCAACAUGCGAUCGAAAUGCCAGAGUGGUGCCAAUGGCAAGUUAUCAAAACGAUUUGGUAUUCAUGAUCAAUGAUUUUCGCAAUAAAGUGGCUGCUGGAUUACCAAACUUUUUGCCAGCCGGUCGCAUGGCCCGCAUAUCCUGGUCCAAUGAGUUGGCUCAGUUUGCUAAGUUCGAUGUGUUGCGUUGCACGGAAUUACCCCGACCCUGUAUGACAUCACCGAAUUUUCCCAAUAUUGGUAGCAUCUCGAUGCAUCAUUCAUAUCCUGGUGACAGGCGGGAUGAGUUGACUGUGAUGCAGGAUAUCAUUGGAUCAUGGAUACUUGAUAGUCGCUAUGUGACCAGAAAGCAAGCCUAUUUCUUGAAUGAACGUGCCGAUGGCAGAUCUGUCUUUCGACCAGCUCUCCUGAUGAAUGAACACAAUACUCACAUGGGUUGUGCUGCCAUCAAAUAUAAAGCUGAUCGUUUCAAUAACUUUCUAUUGAGUUGUACCUUCUCAACGGUCAAUUUGAUGAAGAAACCCAUAUAUAAACCAGCCAGGCAACCAGGAGCCAAUUGCAAGAAUCGCGAUGCGGAUUAUUCAAACCUUUGCGCCGUGGGCGAGUUCUACUCUGAGAAUCGCCAAUAUGCUGAUUCUAGGCUACUAAUGGAGCUAAAUUAGGGCUUGGUUUAAAAAAGGAAAAGAAAAUAAAUAAAAAUAAAUAUA